Molecule: messenger RNA, 5277 nt
Organism: Megachile rotundata (alfalfa leafcutting bee)
Lineage: Eukaryota; Metazoa; Arthropoda; Insecta; Hymenoptera; Megachilidae
Gene: vir
Product: VIR_N domain-containing protein
Biological process (GO): mRNA modification
Cellular component (GO): RNA N6-methyladenosine methyltransferase complex
Molecular function (GO): RNA binding
Source: RefSeq, a predicted model, not a curated record
AAGUUUCCCGCUUGUCUACGCGACCAAUUUAAAGGGACAGCAUUUUCAAAAUAUCAAAGGUGCCGACAAAGAGUGUUGCCUCUUGUUGUAUCCCUACUCUUUGUCUGUAGUUUGUGGGAUAAUUGUAUAUGUCCAUACAUGUCAUUAUAGAAGAACGUGCGGUAACGAGUACUCUUUAUUAUAGUUUUUUAUUAAUUAAUACUUAAAAUCAAACUGCAUAAAUCGAAUUGUUAUCGCCGUACUUUUCUAUACAGUUGAAUUAAUACGAAUACAUGUGACGUUUAAUAUAAAUCCGAUUUUAAAAUUUGAAUUACAGUUACAAACAUUGUAUCGAUAAUUUAUUGAAAAUACUUUCAACGUUGAAAUAAAAAAUUUUAAUUUCAAUUUAAAAUAUCGUAGGCAAAUAAUAUUAUCUUAAUAAGUAAAUUUCACGAUUAAGGUAUUAACGUAGAAAAAUGAUUUUGAGGUUAAGGAUAACGGCCAAACAAGAUUUAAAAAUGGUUGUUUUGUCGAAUAAAAUAAUAUAAACACGAUUUUACAAAGUAUAUAUUGAAAAAAAUAAAACAUGGAUAAUACAGAAUUAUUAUUUUUUGAUACUUUUUCACACGACAUUUCGGAGGAACUUAAUCUGGAUUUAGUACAAUUUCCAAAACCUGUUUAUAUUAGCGAAGUCAGAAUUAUUCCACUAGGUGCUAGAGUACAAGCAGACUUUCCUGGAGGUGUCCGUUUAGGAGCAACAAAUCCAUCGCAAUUCGAAAUAGAAUUUUUUGUUAACGAUUUAAGUAAACCUGGAGCUUCGACGUUCGAAUCGCUCGGAGAAUUAGAAUAUAAGCAAAACAUUCAUAUUCAAUUAGAAUGCGAAAGGAAACAAAUACCAACAGAUGGUUUGGUAUUAAGAGGCUGGUAUACUACCAUUACUUUAGCUGUAUACGGAACUUUAACAAAAUCUUUAAAUAAUCCGCAAGAAAUUAUUAGCUCGACUACUGGUUCUGCAGCUUGCGUGAGCGGAUUAGAGGAAGUAGUUGAAAAUACCGCACAAAUUUCAGAGCAACAAUCUGAAUGGUAUUACGAAAAUCAAGCACAGCCAAAUUCGAAUGAAACGUGUGUAGCCGCAACGCCACCACUUCCUAUACAACCGAUACAAAUAAUCGAAUCGUCCAGAAAUUCAACAUCAGAUACUGGGAAAACAGAUACUGGACAUUGGGAAGAAGACGUUACGAAUAAUACUCUAAAGUCGACGAAACGGCCUUCUUCGCCACCUUCUGAAUCUUUAGUAUCUCUAAGCCCUGAAUCCAUAUCAGCGGAGGAGGAGGAAGGAGAACAGGAUGGAGGCGAACAAGAAACAGGAGAGCCAUUUGAACCUAUAUUAUCCGACGAAGACAUAAUGACAGAUGACAUACCACCAUCUACAGAAUACGAAUGUGAUAACGUGCAAUUGAACGAUAUUUAUUCUUUUGCUCCACCUGAUUUAUUGGAAUUGGAAGAGUCACUGAACAUCGUCGACGAGUGCCAUAUCAGCAAGGAAAUGUUAGAUAAGAUACAGGAGUUAUUACAAUCGUUAUCAAAGUCAGUCUUACACUUUAAUAAUGCAUCAGGUCAAGAAAAAGAAACAUUUGUUCAUAAUUGUGAAUCUCUGUGCGCAAUACUCAGUCCUUUUCGCUUAAGUAACACGAAUUUCAAUGACUUGGCCAACAUCGUGAAUGCUGGUUUAGACAUGGAUCUUGCUCGUGCUCAACCUCAACCAGCUUAUAAAGUUCGUCACGUUAAAGUAGGUGUACGAUUAGCCGAAACCUUGUGUAAGCUACCGCAAGGUCCAGAUAUACUUUUAAAAGUAGAUGCACCUUACAAAUUAUUAGCAUUGUGCAUGCGCGAAAACGUAGCACUUCCCGUGAAACUAUCUGCUAUACGUACGUUGGAUGCCGCAUUAAUAAGUCCGAUAAUUGUUCAAGAGUUUCUUAAAUCAAGCAACAGUUUAUAUAAGAAUGCUUUGAUGAUGUUAGACACGGCAAAAUUAGCAAGAUUAAAAUAUGCCCUAAGUUCGUUGUUACGAAAAGUACAUACGUACGAAUUCCUUGACGAGUUGAAAGAACUCGACGAAUUAACUAUCACCGAAUUAACGAACGCGUAUAUAUGUUCACCCACGUUAAUGGCUCAACCGAAACGUCAGCUUCCAGCUGGCGCGCAAAUGGAAUUUGAACGCGAACAUAACCGAAAUCCACGAUGUCAUUUAAUAGCAUACUUCGAACAUCAUAAACUUCUGUAUCACGUUUUAUUCACGCUUACUUCCCCAAAGUCAGAUCUAAAUUUAAUUAAAGCUACACGUCGUUUUCUGCUACGUAUCUCGGAUACAAAGGAAGGUUUAUUGUAUUUGUUGAAAGAACGAGAAGUUAUUAAAUUAAUUUUAAAAGCUUUAAAAUACGAAUUGCCUGGGGCAGGUUCGGUUUUAGCGUGGCGACUUCAAGUUGUGCAAUGUCUGUUACGCUUAAAAUAUCAACCUUCCGAUUGGAUAGCAUUAAAAAAACUUCAUUCUAUCUUAAUAUUUCCCGAGGGUUUACAGGCUAUAAUAACGGUUGUUCCUAUGGGCGAAUUUAUCGAUAUUUUAAUACCUUAUCUUUCCGAUUCGAAUCUUUGUGAAUUCUCUGCGGAAAUUAUAUCGGCAACGAUACGUUAUUCCGAUCGAAUCGAAGUGUUUCAAAAUCGAGCCGCGAUCAUUUUAGAAAAAUCACGAAUUCAGGCUGUUUUAAAAGACGUUACAUCAUACCUGACUACAGUGGCACAGCCGUCUCAUUGGAAUUACGGGGACGUUUCUCCGCUUGUUAUGUGCAUCAGAAAAAAUGCAGACAAGGCUGCUUCUCUUCCAGGACAAUUAAUUACAGCGUGCAGAAUUUUGUAUUAUCUUGUUUUUCCUUCUAACAACGACGUUGACCCGAUGGAACCUUACAUCGAAUUAAAAUAUAGGAACGCGUUAACUCAAUUAUUCGCCGCCGAUGGUUUAACAGCUCUUAUCGCAGUUAUGGCGAAUAUUUCCGAAUUUUACGAACAACCAUUUUUACAUCGUGCAGCUCUAACAGGUCGUAGAGGUCUGGCAUUGGUCGCGUUACUUCUUCCGUGUAUUAAAUUAACAAGGGCAUUGCUGGAACGCCUUGUCAAAUGUAUGGCCACAGAUUUUAAAGAUUUAACCGCUGUAGUUCCAUUGCUUGGUGUUUAUUCGUUAGUCGAAGCUAUCCCCCCUAUUAAAAUUGUACAAACAUUAUCCGAAGAAAUAGUGGGAACACUUUUGGUAUUCACACAGGCCGUAGAUUCAGACGGAUCAGGAAAUGUGGCUAAAUCAUUAUGGACACAAAUGUUGGGCGAAGUUCUUAAAAUGGUUUCUUUGAGCCCAUGUAAUUUUAUACCUGGAUUAAAGCUAUUAACAAGAUUGUUACCACCUAUUUUGACUUUGAAAGAAACUAUGACCGAAGAUGCUGCGCGAAUUUUAGGAUUUCGUAAACUAUGGUCCGCUCAUUUACAAGCGCAAGCUAAUAAUUUAACCGAAACAUUGCGAUUGCUUUGCGCUAGUUGGAACAAUGAUUUAUUAGUUCUUCUGGCAAAAGUAUGCAAGCAAUUAAGCGAUUUAGCAGCACCUACAGCUUUACUUGUAGGAAGAUGUUUAUUAGACGGUAUAAUAGCUGCCGCUCCUUUAGAGAAUAACGUGUUAAUCCUUGCGCUGCUUAGUGAACUCGCAAGGCAUGCACCAAUGAAAGCCACUUUGUUGACGUUAACUAGCCCUGCAUCCAGAGCACAAGUGAAAUCUGAUCAAAAAUAUCCGCCUGUUAUCGAAAUGAUGUGUACAGCGCUUAAAAGUACAAACGAUAUUAGAAUACAAUACGAAAUUCUUGAUAUUUUUGAGACUUUGUGCGAUAGUACGCUUAGUCUUAUGCCAGAAGAUACAAGCGAACCUUUUGAAAAAAGAUUAACGCAUUCGGUACCUAGUAAAGAACCGCUUUUGUCCAUGCUGGCUGCCCUUAUCGAUAUAUUAGCGAGUAGUACAAAAUUUGAAACUGAAAUACUACAAAGUACGCUUCGAAUACUUUUGUCUCUCAUCAGUCACAAUUAUGGUUUAUACCAUGUAAAAAGCUGUUUAGAAAAUAAUCCUGAUGCAUUAAGAUCAUUAUUAGAGUAUAUUUCUGUCUUAGAAGAUCCAGAAGCCCAAUCUGUCGUAGAUUUGACUAUAAUGUUCUUAGAAAAUUUAAUAGCAUCCGAAUCACAAGGAAGAUCGUUAUAUUUACGAGUACAGCAAUUGGCAUCCCUAAUAUUAUGGGAUAAAAAUGAACAUCCCUUGGAGAAAAUAAAAAAUGCGCACGAACUGGUGGAAAUUUUGAAGUCUGCAGAAGACAAAGAGGACAAAGAACCUAUACCGGAAAUGUUGGAACCAUUGCUGCCCACUCCGGAAGCGUUGUUAAAUCAAUUUUCUCAACGAUGUUUAGGAACUCCAGAUCUUACUUCUAAACGUCCGAAAAAGUUUACGUUUACAACUCCGAGUCAAGCCCCGAAUGAAAACACCGUGGAUUUGUUAGCGCUUGCAGCCGAAUUGCUACCAGCCGACUUUAAUUUGUUGACAGAAGCUCAAAAUCUCUGUUCUAAAACACCACCCGAUGACGCUACUCAGCCGUUACAAUCAAAAACUCAAACCGACGAUCAAGAAACCAGAGACAUUCAAAAACAAUCGUCUCCUAUUUCUAAAAUAAAACAACCAUUUGUUACACCUAUGCGAGGCAGAACGCAAUUUGCCAAUUCUUUAAGAGGUGGCCCAGUGGUGGGAAGCGUAGGUAGAGGAGCAGAUCCAUUUAGAUCAAGACCGCCAAACACUUCACGACCACCGUCCCUUCAUGUUGAUGACUUUGUAGCGUUAGAAACAUGUGGAGCACAACCAACCGGACCUACGGGUUAUAAUAAACUCAGUAUACGUGGAACCUGUCCCCCGCGUGCAAUCAGUGCAGGAUCGAGAAGUCGAACAUGGACGCAAGAACCCCGACCUCCUUAUCUUCGCUAAUUUAUAAUUAAUUCAGGGAAGCUAAGUGUUUUGUACUGAUAAUUAAAUAAUUUUCUAUUCUCUAUGUAAUUUCAUAGUAAUUCCAUUUAGGAUUAUAGAAAUAUCAAAUAUUUCUUAUUGGAAGUAUACAAUAUUAUUAUUAGUAUAUUAGAUAACUGUUUAACUGAUAUUUUAUUAUAGUACAAAAUUUCUUGAUGUCCAUAUGUUACAAAAACUUUAUAAAAUAAAGAACUACAUCAUUAUUA